AUGGGACCCGCGGGGCGUCGCCCCUGCUCGUCGCGAUGCCCCCUGCGGGACCCGCGGGGCGCCGUCAGAUCCUGCAGCAGCAGCUGCCGCCAGGCCUUCAGCAGCAAGCCGCCGCCAGGGUCUGCAGCAGCAGCCGCCGCCAGAGCCUGCAGCAGCAGCCGCCGCCAGGGUCUUCAGCAGCAGCCGCCGCCAGGGUCUGCAGCAGCAGCCGCCGCCAGACCUGCAGCAAACUGCCGCCACCGACCCAGCAGCAGCAGCCGCCGCUCUAUCAGCAGCGGCAGCCGCCGCCGCUCUGCCGCAGCAGCUACCGCCCGCCCAGCUGCAGGUGCCGCCCCUGGACCCCAGAAGCCGCCCCUGGACCCGGUACGCCCUGUGCUGCCCGUGCCUGUGCUGCCCGUGCCUGUGCUGCCCGUGCCUGUUGCUACCCGUGCCUGUGCUGCCCGUGCCUGUUGCUGCCCGUGCCUGUGCUGCCCGUGCCUGUGCUGCCCGUGCCUGUUGCUGCCCGUGCCCGUGCUGCCCGUGCCUGUGGCUGCCCGUGCCUGUGCUGCCCGUGCCUGUUGCUGCCCGUGCCUGUGCUGCCCGUGCCUGUUGCUGCCCGUGCUUGUGCUGCCCGUGGCCUGUGCUGCCCGUGCCUGUGCUGCCCGUGCCUGUGCUGCCCGUGCCUGUUGCUGCCCGUGCCUGUGCUGCCCGUGCCUGUGCUGCCCGUGCCUGUGCUGCCCGUGCCUGUUGCUGCCCGUGCCUGUGCUGCCCGUGCCUGUUGCUGCCCGUGCCUGUGCUGCCCGUGCUGUGCUGGCCCCGUGGCCUUGUGCUUGCCCGUGCCUGUGCUGCCCGUGCCUGUGCUGCCGUGCCUGUGCUGCCCGUGCCUGUGCUGACCGUGCUUGUGCUGCCUGUGCCUGUUACUUGACCGUGCCUGUGCUGCCCGUGGCCUGUGCUGCCCGUGCCUAUGCUGCCCGUAGCCUGUGCUGCCCGUGCCUGGGCUGCCCGUGCUGUGCCUGCCCGUGCUGGCUGCUGCCCGUGCCUGUGCUCCCGUGCCUGUUGCUGCCCGUGCCUGUGCUGCCCGUGCCUGUGCUGCCCGUAGCCUGUGCUGCCCGCGGCCUGUGCUGCCUGUGCCUGUUGCUACCCGUGGCCUGUGCUGCCCGUGCCUGUGCUGCCCGUGCCUGUGCUGCCCGUGCUUGUUGCUGCCCGUGCCUGUGCUGCCCGUGCCUGUGCUGCCCGUGCCUGUGCUGCCCGUGCCUGUUGCUGCCCGUGCCUGUGCGGCCCGUGCCUGUGCUGCCCGUUAGCCUGUGCUGCCCGUGGCUGUGCUGGCCGUGCCUGUGCUGCCCGUGCCUGUUGCUGCCCGUGCCUGUGCUGGCCCGUGCCUGUGCUGCCCGUGCCUGUGCUGCCCGUGCCUGUUGCUGCCCGUGCCUGUGCUGCCCGUGGCCUGUUGCUGCCCGUGCCCUGUGCUGCCCGUGCCUGUGCUGCCCGUGCCUGUGCUGCCCGUGCCUGUGCUGCCCGUGCCCUGUGCUGCCCGUGCCUGUGCUGCCCUGCCUGUGCUGCCCGUGCCUGUGCUGCCCGUGCCUGUGCUGCCCGUGCCUGUGCUGCUGUGCCUGUUACUGCCCGUGCCUGUGCUGCCCGUGCCUGUGCUGCCCGUGCCUGUUGCUGCCGUGCCUGUGCCUGCCCGUGCCUGUGCUGCACGUGCCUGUGCUGCCCCGUAGCCUGUGCUGCCCGUGCCUGUGCUGCCCGUGCCUGUGCUGCCCGUGCUUGUUGCUGCCCGUGCCUGUGCUGCCCGUGCCUGUGCUGCCCGUGCCUGUGCUGCCCGUGCCUGUUGCUGCCCGUGCCUGUGCUGCCGUGCCUGUGCUGCCCGUGCCUGUGCUGCCCGUGCCUGUGCUGCCUUGUGCCUGUGCUCUGCCCGUGCCUGUGCUGCCCGUGCCUGUGCUGCCCGUGCCUAUGCUGCCCGUGCCUGUGGCUGCCCGUGCCUGUGCUGCCCGUGCCUGUGGCUGCCCGUGCCUGUUGCUGCCCGUGCCUGUGCUGCCCGUGCCUGUGCUGCCCGCCUGUGCGGCCCGCUGCCUGUGCUGCCUGUGCCUGUUGCUGCCCGUGCCUGUGCUGCCGUGCCUGUGCUGCCCGUGCCUGUGCUGCCCGUGCCUGUUGCUGCCCGUGCCUGUGCUGCCCGUGCCUGUGCUGCCCGUGCCUGUGCUGCCCGUGCCUGUUGCUGCCCGUGCCUGUGCUGCCCGUGCCUGUUGCUGCCCGUGCCUGUGCUGCCCGUGCCUGUGCUGCCCGUGCCUGUGCUGGCCGUGCCUGUGCUGUGCCGUGCCUGUUGCUGCCCGUGCCUGUGCUGCCGUGCCUGUGCUGCCCGUGCCUGUGCUGCCCGUGCCUGUUGCUGCCCGUGCCUGUGCUGCCCGUGCCUGUGCUGCCCGUGCCUGUGCUGCCGUGCCUGUGCUGCCCGUGCCUGUGCUGCCCGUGCCUGUGCUGCCCGUGCCUGUGCUGCCCGUGCCUGUGCUGCCCGUGCCUGUGCUGCCUGUGCCUGUUACUGCCCGUGCCUUGUUGCUGGCCCGUGCCUGUGCUGCCCGUGCCUGUUGCUGCCCGUGCCUGUGCUGCCCGUGCCUGUGCUGCCGUGCCUGUGCUGCCCGUGCCUGUGCUGCCCGUUGCCUGUGCUGCCCGUGCUGUGCCUGUGCUGCUGCCGUGCUUGUGCUGCCCGUGCUGUGCUGCCCGUGCCUGUGCUGCCCGUGCCUGUGCUGCCCGUGCCUGUGCUGCCCGUGCCUGUGCUGCCGUGCCUGUGCUGCCGUGCCUGUGCUGCCCGUGCCUGUGCUGCCUGUGCCUGUUACUGCCGUGCCUGUGCUGCCCGUGCCUGUGCUGCCCCGUGCCUAUGCUGGCUGCCCGUGCCUGUGCUGCCCGUGCCUGUGCUGCCCGUGCCUGUGCUGCCCGUGCCUGUGUGCUGCCCGUGGCCCGUGUGUGCUGCCCGUGCCUGUGCUGCCCGUGCCUGUGCUGCCCGUGCCUGUGCUGCCCGUGCCUGUGCUGCCCUGUGCCUGUUGCUGCCCGUGCCUGUGCUGCCGUGCCUGUGCUGCCCGUGCCUGUGCUGCCCGUGCCUGUUGCUGCCCGUGGCCUGUGCUGCCCGUGCCUGUGCUGCCCGUGCCUGUGCUGCCCGUGCCUGUUGCUGCCCGUGCCUGUGCUGCCCGUGCCUGUUGCUGCCCGUGCCUGUGCUGGCCCGUGCCUGUGCUGCCCGUGGCUGUGCUGGCCGUGCCUGUGCUGUCCGUGCCUGUUGCUGCCCGUGCCUGUGCUGCCCGUGCCUGUGCUGCCCGUGCCUGUGCUGCCCGUGCCUGUUGCUGCCCGUGCCUGUGCUGCCCGUGCCUGUUGCUGCCCGUGCCUGUGCUGCCCGUGCCUGUGCUGCCCGUGCCUGUGCUGCCCGUGCCUGUGCUCUGCCCGUGCCUGUGCUGCCCGUGCCUGUGCUGCCUGCCCGUGCCUGUGCUGCCCGUGCCUGUUGCUGCCCGUGCCUGUGCUGCCCGUGCCUGUGCUGCCCGUGCCUGUGCUGCCC
Closterium sp. NIES-65 is the source of this 3508-nucleotide messenger RNA. Lineage: Eukaryota; Viridiplantae; Streptophyta; Zygnematophyceae; Desmidiales; Closteriaceae. The record is from the annotation of a GenBank genome assembly.